This is a messenger RNA of Manduca sexta (tobacco hornworm), 813 nucleotides long. RefSeq names its product UPF0547 protein C16orf87 homolog. Lineage: Eukaryota; Metazoa; Arthropoda; Insecta; Lepidoptera; Sphingidae. The record is from RefSeq and is a predicted model, not a curated record. Bases 140 to 619 code for a protein of 159 amino acids. The transcript is spliced from 4 exons.
GGUAAUUAGUAGAUAAAAAAGAAACAAAAGUAAUUGAUAAAUUAGAUCUAAAAUCUAAAUAAAUUAAAUAUUUUAUUGUACAUAAUUGUGUAUAAUGGUGUUUACUAUAAAUGUUAAGUAAUAAAUAUAAAUAAUCAACAUGGGCAAGAAUAAGAUGAUCGCGAAGAGUUGUCCGAAAUGUGAACUACAGGUAGCAGUAGCAUCUAAGUCGUGUAAAUGCGGGCACACUUUCUUCGCGGCGCGUCGUGCGGCCGACACGCUCCCUGCAGCUGAGGAUAUUAGGCGCCGCACAGGCCGCGUCAGACGAUCACAACCUCAGUUCUACGACGCUCAGCACUAUCAGAAGCAAAUUAAACGAAGAUCUCCCAAGAAGAGAUCACUGUCGAGGUCAUUAGACGAAGAUUAUAAAGGCAAAGAAAAGGAGAGUGCGACAGCCCGCGCCCGUCGCCGGCGCGCACUCCGCCGCGCGCAGCGCUCGCCCCCCGCCGCCAGCAGCGCCCCCGCGCGCGACCCUACGCCGCUGCUCCGGCCCGCGCAACUGGCGCGCUGCAAGCUCAUACUGCAGGAGAUCAACAGGAAAAUGACGGCGGUCACGUGGCAACCGCCUGCACAGGCUUGAGCUGUUUGAAUUUGGAAUGUGAUGUGACAUUAAAGUGUUUGAAUUUCGAACGUUGAGUAAUGUGUAAUGUAUUUGAAUUUCGAACGUUGGGUAAUUGAGUUGUGAUGUAUAGAGUAAUGUUAUUAGGGUGAAUUUGAAAUUCGAAUGUUAGAUAUUUGUCGAAACCGGAAUAAGUAAAGUUGAGAUAAUUCGAA